GGAUACUUUCGUCAAGUUUUUCAUUGAGUGAAGAAAAACAUUAAGUGCUGUUUUCUCUCGAAAAACCCAAAUUUUGUGCUAGAUUUUCUCUUCAGUGAAGUGAUUAAGUAACGUGAAAUGGAGCAGAAAGACCAGAAGGAGCAGAAAACUGCAAAAAUUGCCGUUGAGCAAUCCCUUCACCCAAAUAACAGUGAGAAAAUUGCUUCACUGACAAAAGAAGCUGAAUCCCUUAAGGCAAAACUCGAUGAAGAGCGCCAGAAACUAAAUGAUUUAUCAUUAUCAACGGUUGCUGAUCGCCUGGAAAUGAUCACGUACUUGAACAUUAAGCCAAGGAGAGUACUAAAGGGUCACCAGGCAAAGGUUCUAUGUCUGGAUUGGUCUCCGGACAAGAGGAAGAUUGUUUCCUCAUCCCAAGAUGGGAAAUUGAUUGUUUGGGAUGCUUUUACCACUAAUAAGGAACAUGCUGUUACAAUGCCAACGACUUGGGUAAUGGCCUGUGCUUAUGCCCCAUCUGGGAACUUGGUGGCUUGCGGAGGGCUUGACAAUAAAGUUACAGUUUAUCCAAUAACACUUGAAGAAGACAUUUCGGGGAGGAAGAAAACUGUGGGAACCCAUACAAGUUACAUGUCUUGCUGCAUCUUUCCGAACUCCGAUCAGCAGAUACUGACGGGUAGUGGGGAUUCAACAUGCGCUCUCUGGGAUGUGGAAUCAGGACAAUUGCUGCAGAGCUUCCAUGGACACACUGGGGAUGUGAUGUCCAUUGAUUUGGCGCCAAAUGAGACGGGGAAUACUUUUGUGUCUGGAAGUUGCGAUAAAAUGGCUUUCAUCUGGGACAUGAGGUCAGGGAAUGUGGUGCAAUCGUUCGAGGGGCAUCAAUCUGAUGUGAAUAGCGUCAAAUUCCAUCCAAGUGGAGAUGCUAUCUCCACUGGAUCUGAUGAUAGCACUUGCCGUCUAUUCGAUAUGCGUGCUGACAAGGAAGUUGCUGUCUAUUCCAAGGAGAGUAUUAUCUUUGGAGUGAAUUCUGUGGAUUUUUCGGUUAGUGGAAGGCUUCUUUUUGCUGGAUACAAUGACUACACCAUCAAUGUCUGGGACACUCUCAAGGCUCAGCGCGUCUGCUUGCUCUAUGGACAUGAGAAUAAGGUGUCAUGCCUCCAAGUGUCUCCAGAUGGAACAGCUCUGGCCACAGGAAGCUGGGAUUUCACCCUCAGGGUAAAUCACUCAUAGCACUCAAAGGUUCCUGAAGUUCUUCUCAUGACUAUUUUUUGUAUCUUCUUUCCAGGUUUGGGCUUAAAAUCUUCGCAAAUGUUUUUUGCUCCUCUAGUCUAGUCUCGGAUGUUGUCUGUUUAGUCCAGGAUAAGAUAAGAAUCUCCAGUAUAUGCCGCUGCAUUUACCAUAAAAAUUCAACCAAAGUUUAGCCAAAAAAUGUUUAUGUUUAAUGUGAA
Phlebotomus papatasi is the source of this 1442-nucleotide messenger RNA. RefSeq names its product guanine nucleotide-binding protein subunit beta-5 (gene Gbeta5). Gene Ontology annotation, biological process: G protein-coupled dopamine receptor signaling pathway; G protein-coupled receptor signaling pathway. NCBI's taxonomy places the organism in Eukaryota, Metazoa, Arthropoda, Insecta, Diptera, Psychodidae. Gene Ontology annotation, molecular function: protein binding; signaling receptor complex adaptor activity. The record is from RefSeq and is a predicted model, not a curated record. Gene Ontology annotation, cellular component: cytoplasm; heterotrimeric G-protein complex. The transcript has 3 exons. Bases 118 to 1224 code for a protein of 368 amino acids.